Misgurnus anguillicaudatus (oriental weatherfish) is the source of this 2199-nucleotide messenger RNA. RefSeq lists its product as uncharacterized. Lineage: Eukaryota; Metazoa; Chordata; Actinopteri; Cypriniformes; Cobitidae. The record is from RefSeq and is a predicted model, not a curated record.
CGUGAUUAACUGGAAAGAGAAAGAAAAAAAAAAACGCUUUAUGUGUACCUUGUAGUCACUGCAACAAUGACGGAACAGCAACAAGAAAAGCGCUACGAUCCUAAAGACACAACACUCAAGUUUGUUUCGCGCCAGGAUGACAUAACUCUGGACGAUGACCCAGACACUCUUAGAGCUGAGAUGUCAUGUGGCCAUGCAGUCACUCCAGAUUCACUUACUGGAUGGUGUCGUAGUCUACUUGACCAGGGGCAGUACAAGUUCAUGUGCCCUGCGCUUAAAGACGGGACAACACAAAAGUGCAAUGCAGAAUGGCCGUACGUGGAGGUGCGGCGAUUGGCUCUGUUGACACAAGAGGAGCAAACCCAUUUUGAAGAAACGUUGGCUGCCCUGGCCGCAGCCGAAUACUGUGAACACAAAACAUGCCCUGGAUGUCAUUCAUUCGUUGAGAGAGGCGAUUUAACCAACCUGUGUGUCAUGUGCACUAUCUGCACAGCUGAAAUGAAUAAGACAUUUCAGUUCUGCUGGCAGUGCAUGAACAAGUGGAAAGGUCCGGGCCCGCGCUCUGACCGCUGCGACAAUGCCAAUUGUAUCAAUCCUGACAUAGAAAAGUUGUCAAAAUGCCGUAAUGUAACACUCCCUUCUGUUCAAAACGUGACUUGUCCCUCCAUGCGAGCUUGCCCUACUUGUGGCAAUCUGGUGGAGCACGACACGACAGGAUGCAAGAAUGUCAUAUGUAAUCGUUGCACAGUUGAAUUCUGCUUUGUCUGCCUGAAAAUCACUCGAGUGUGCUUGCAAACAAGCACACAUUUUAUGCCCUGUUCUGGUGGGGUUGCACCACGGCAGACCUCUAUUCCAUCCUGGAAUAGAAGAUAAAUGUCUGUAAUAACGAUAUUGCGCAACGCUUUACAAUAAGGUUGACAUUCCUGUUUUGUAAACAUUAGUUAAAGGUGCAGUGUGUAAUUUUUAGAAGGAUCUUUUGACAGAAAAGCAAAAUAAUAUACAAAACUAUAUUAUCAGGGGUGUUUAAAGACCUUUCAUAAUGAACCGUUAUGUUUUUAUUACUGUAGAAUAAGAUGUUUUUAUCUAUAUACACAGAGGGUCCCCUUACAUGGAAGUCGCCAUUUUGUGCCGCCAUUUUUCUACAGAAGCCUGUAAAGGACAAACUUUUUUACCAAGUUGUCUCAGACGAUGAGGUUUUUUCGGGUGGCGGAUACCGUAGCUUCUCUAUGCGUUUCAAAAGUGAGGGGUAAGCAGUGGACUGAGCCGUUGGUUGUAAUUCGCAACCUUACCACGAGAUGCCGCUAAAACUUACACACUGCACCUUUAAUGCAUUAGCUAUCAUGAACUAUCAAUAAACAAUAAUGCUACAUUUAUUAAUCUUAGUUGAUGUUAAUUUAGUAAGAUUAAUCCAGGACUAGGCCUUAGUUAUAUUGGGACAUUUAAGUAGUUUUUUUUUACAAAAUACAUUACUGGUGUGCAUCUUGAAAUAAAACAAUGGUACUGAUAUAUGUUAAGACAGUGGUUCUCAAACUGGGGCCCCAGUUUAAGGACAUUUUUAUAAAAUACAUUAAUUUAACAUACAUUUUGUGUAAUUAAACUAAACAAGGCUACUAACAUUAUACAUUUUAACAUGUUUUUUAAUUCAAAUGUAAAGUUUUGUCAAAAAUUUUCUUGGGGGGCAUGAAGGGAUGCACCGUCCACAAGGGGGGCCAAACGCCGAAAAAGUUUGAGAACUACUGGGUUAAGAAUGUCAGUACAAGAUGUUUUUUAAAUUAAGACAGCUUUAACUUUAAUUGGGGACUAGGACACACCCUGUCUGGGAAACUGCCCCUUUAACUGUUAACAUUAGUAAAUGCACCAUGAUCUAUCAUGAAUAACUGUAUUGAUAACGAACAUUAAUAAAAAUUAACAUAUGCUGAUAAACUAUAAGUAUGUUUAUUGUUUGUUCAUGUUAGUUAAUGCAUUUACUAAUGUUCACUCAUACAACAAAGCAUUAAAAAAUGUCUUCAUAUUUGACAGGCUGCAUAAAAAUUUUGUGUUUCCUCUUCACUAGAAUACAUAAACAUUUUCAAAAGUCAUGUAAACAUGCAAGCUUUGUCUAAAUUUCUAUAUCCACUAUAUGUUUGCUGUUUUUAUUGAUUGUUUUAUUCAUUCUGUGUUAAACUGGAAAUAAAAUAUAGGAAGAAAGUAAAGUGUGAA